Cynara cardunculus var. scolymus (artichoke) is the source of this 1738-nucleotide messenger RNA. RefSeq names its product SH3 domain-containing protein 2-like. Gene Ontology annotation, molecular function: protein binding. The record is from RefSeq and is a predicted model, not a curated record. The transcript has 10 exons. The coding region runs from base 403 to 1443 and encodes 346 amino acids. Lineage: Eukaryota; Viridiplantae; Streptophyta; Magnoliopsida; Asterales; Asteraceae.
UAAAACCAAUUGCAACAAAUUCAAUAAAUCGUGAAUAGAAACCUUGAAUCUUCAAGAAUGGUUUGAACAGAGUUAUUGAAGAAGAAGAAGACCACGCACCAUUGAAGCUUCUUGUCGAAGCUUUUGUAUUUUGAGAGAUAGUCAAGGGACGAUUUUUGUAAUUUUCGAAUCCAAAAAGAAAUCACUUCAUCUGUAAUUCUGUAUAACAAAAUCAAUAAAAUAAAGUUUUGGAUCUGUUCGUCGGGACAAAUCUCCGGCGAAGCUUAGUUCAAUAAAGUCCAUAAUCGCUUCAUUUUUCAGUGAAUUCGUGAAUGGAAGCGAUCAGGAAACAGGCGACGAAGCUCCGAGAGCAGGUUGCCAAACAACAACAGGCGGUUUUCAAGCAGUUUGGUGGUGGAGGCUAUGGAGGUUCGGAUAAUGUUGUUACAGAUGAGGCAGAACUCAGGCUUCAUCAGAAACUUGAGAAACUAUACAUAUCUACACGUGCUGCCAAGUCUGCUCCCUUUUCACUUUCAGCAUUUUCAAAGGGACAUUGUUCGUGGUGUUGAAGGAUAUAUAGUUACCGGUUCCAAACAAGUUGAAAUAGGAACUAAAUUGUCUGAAGAUAGUAGAAAAUAUGGUGUUGAGAACACAUGCACUAGUGGUAGUACGCUAUCUAGAGCUGCAAAAAACUUUUCACGAGCUCGUGCCCAGAUGGAGAAGGAACGCGGAAACCUACUUAAAUCAUUUGGGACACAGGUCGCAGAGCCACUAAGAGCGAUGGUAAUGGGAGCUCCACUUGAAGAUGCCCGGCAUCUUGCUCAACGUUAUGAUAGAAUGCGACAAGAGGCUGAAGCACAGGCUGUUGAAGUUUCGAAAAGACAAGCAAGAGUUAGAGAAGGGACUGGGAAUCCAGACAUACUUACGAAACUUGAAGCAGCAAACUCAAAAUUGCAAGAUUUGAAAUCCAACAUGGGAAUAUUAGGAAGGGAGGCAGCAUCAGCAAUGGCUGCUGUUGAAGCUCAACAACAAAAAAUGACUCUACAGAGGUUAAUUUCCAUGAUUGAAUCGGAACGUGCCUACCAUCAAAAGGUUCUUCAGAUUCUGGAUCAGCUUGAAGGCGAGAUGGUAUCAGAGCGACAACGAAUUGAAGCAGCUCCUACUCCGCCUGUGGAAAUGCCUCCACCUCCAUCAUACGAAGAAGUAAAUAACACAUUUACUUCACCAAUGCAAAAUGGUUUGAAUGAUGAAGUGGAUUACUUUUUAGGAGAGGUGAUAUAUUCAUAUCAGGCCGAGUCUGAUGUGGAGCUCAGUCUAUCACUUGGUGAUUAUGUUGUUAUCAGAAAGGUUUCCAACAAUGGUUGGGGUGAAGGUGAAUGCAAAGGGAAAGCAGGUUGGUUUCCGCUUGGAUACAUCGAAAGACGAGAACGCGUUCUGGCAAGCAAGGUAACCGACAUCUUUUAGAGGAUCCCCUUUUAAUCUUCGAUCAAAAUUUUAUUAAUUUGCAUUAAGCCUUUUUUUGGUAACGAAAAGCUUCGUGUGCUUGUUCUAACGAAACAAAAAAAAUAGAUACCAUCGAGCGUUCAUUCUCGUAUGCAUUUAUAAUGCUGUACAUUCUCUCUUCUUUUUUCCAGAUUUCGCAAUCGGUUUUCUUUUGAUUCAAUUUGAUGUUUUUGUGUUUAAUUUGUUAUGGAAUUUUGGCCUCCCAAGUUCAAUGGCACAUGAGAAAUCGGACUAUUUCAAUUUGUUUGUGUGAAAA